This is a messenger RNA of Pocillopora meandrina, 1230 nucleotides long. NCBI's taxonomy places the organism in Eukaryota, Metazoa, Cnidaria, Anthozoa, Scleractinia, Pocilloporidae. The record is from the annotation of a GenBank genome assembly.
AUGGAAGCGAGGAUUUUCUCUCCCUUCUCAAGACUUUGGAGGAAGUCUGACGACGAAUGCUUACUGGAAAACGACGCAAUUGUGCUUCAGCACGAGGAGCAUUCCCUUGAAGUCGACGAGAAAUGUUUUGUAGACAGGAAUGCCCACCACAAAAUGGAGGAAUCAAGCCGAACUAACACAGCCGACAGUACAGGUGAUGAGUUCACUACAAUUAACCUACAGGAAGAUACGGCGCGUCCUCCAUAUUCAGUGACAGGUGAAGUUUCUGUAACAACAGAAGUUACAUCACCAGCAGCAAAAAGGGUCGCCUUCUUAGGGAUGACACUGUGUGUAAUUUCGUCUUUGUUCAUCUCUUCAGCGGCACUGUUGAUCAAACUCGCCGAGAGCAUUCCAAGCCUGGAGAUCACCUUCAUCCGCUUGACGUUACAACUCGUUUUCUCACUCCCACCGAUGAUUUUCUUCAAGGAUAAGUUUAUCCAUCCAUGGAACAAGAGCAAAUUCUUAUUGCUUCGCGGGGUCACUGGAGUUACAGGCAUGGCUCUAAGUAUUUACGCUGUCAAACAUAUGCCAUUGGCUGACCAGAGGGUUAUAUUUUACACCUCUCCUGUCUAUACAGCUAUUCUUGGACGCAUUUUUCUCAAAGAAUCCGUCAGUAAGUUCGAUGCGGUAGCCAUUCUAUCAACUAUUGGUGGGGUGGUGUUAAUCGCGAGGCCUACCUUUUUGUUCGGUUCUUUAGGGGAGGCCUCUAAAUCCGAAAAAGUCUGGUUUCCAACCCUUCUCGCUGUCGUUUCAGCGAUUUGUCAUGCCUGCUCUAUCGUCCUGACUCGGAAAAUAUCAAAAGAAGUCGGUUCAAGAGUGGUAGUAUUCUACGUCGCUGUAGUUGGAACAAUCAUAAGCCUUAUAGCUUCUUUAAUUUCGAAUUUUGGGUUCAAAUUCCCAGACUGUCGGACUCACGACGCACUGUAUGUCCUUGGCGCCGGUGCAUUAGGUUAUGGAGGCCAAUUACUGGUAACCAAAGCCUUGACUUUGGAAAAAGCUUCAAUUAUUUCUUUGCUGCGCACAACUGGGAUCGCGUUUUCGUUCGUUCUCCAGCUCAUUGUCCUUCAUGUUGUUCCAGAUGGCCUUAGUAUUGGUGGUGCUAUUCUUGUCCUUCUCUGUAAUGUUUCUAUUUUCAUCAAGAAAUUUUUAGACAAGAAAAACAGUCACGCAAAGGCUUCGAAUAAUACUUAA